Molecule: messenger RNA, 1421 nt
Organism: Lobosporangium transversale
Lineage: Eukaryota; Fungi; Mortierellomycota; Mortierellomycetes; Mortierellales; Mortierellaceae
Product: glycogen synthase-domain-containing protein
Exons: 2
Coding region: 230-1234 (334 amino acids)
Biological process (GO): glycogen biosynthetic process
Cellular component (GO): cytoplasm
Molecular function (GO): alpha-1,4-glucan glucosyltransferase (UDP-glucose donor) activity
Source: RefSeq, a predicted model, not a curated record
CUUUUUUCUUCUUUUUUUGCUUAUUAUUACUUCUCUUUUAUAAACUACAUAGCACCGUAGGUCAUUGAUAUACCCAAUACUCGUAUAGACAGGGAAACCCAACAAACUAUGGAUAUUUUUAAUCAGGAAGGAAAAAAAAUAAUUAUGGAUCUGUCCCAUUAAGCAUUUUUCCUGCUUCUGCUUCUGACCCUACUUCUGCUUUUUUGCUUCUUUCAGCGGUGAUGUGGCGAUGGCUCAGUUCUUGACGAGCGAGGAUGAGAUCCUGUUGCAACGCCGUACUUUUACUCUCAGACGCUCAACAAUGUCUCCGAUUGUGACCCAUAACAUGGUGGGUGACAGCAAAGACCCGGUCUUGACUCAGCUACGCCGCCUAGGCUUGUUCAACCAUCCUUCUGAUCGAGUCAAGAUUGUGUUCCAUCCCGAAUUUCUCAACUCCAACAACCCAUUGUUUGGAUUGGAUUAUGAAGAAUUUGUCCGAGGUUGUCAUUUGGGUGUCUUCCCUUCGUGUUAUGAGCCUUGGGGCUAUACACCUGCUGAAUGUACAGUCAUGGGAGUCCCUAGUAUCACCACCAACCUAUCUGGAUUUAGAGGCUUUAUGAAUGAUAGCAUUGUCGAUUCUUCAGAAUAUGGAAUCUACAUUGUCGACCGUCGGAUGAAGUCGGUUGAGGAAUUGAUUCAACAACUUGCAGACCAAAUGUUGGUCUUCUGUCAGAAAUCUCGCCAUCAACGUAUCAAUCAACGUAACAGAACUGAACGCCUGUCGGAUCUCUUGGAUUGGAAGCGCAUGGGACUUGAAUAUAUCAAGACCCGUCAGCUGGCUCUCCGAAGAGCCUACCCAGACUCGUUUGAUGAUGAUGACUUUGUCCUCUCGAACCUGGAUAAGGAAACCCAACAGUUGUUGGUCAGUGAACAAGGACCAAAGAAGAAGAUUCCGAUCCCAAGAUCUGCUCCAGGAUCUCUUAAAAUCCGAACACCCUUGGAAGGGGUUGACACCGAACUAACGUUUGCAAAGAUGUCUGCCAGUGAUAGGGAGAGGUACUUGCAGUACCGAAUGGAUGGACCAUGCAGAUCAGAUUGCCACAACAUUACCAGCAUCGUCAUCACCAAAAGUCAUCAGGUGCCAAUGGCACUAAAGAUACCACAACAGAAGAUAACAAUGAGCAUGACAUGUCCACUGCACAAGUACGUGCCUUGGCAGGAGUCGCUGCAGCACAAUAUCAAUACAAGAAUUUGAUGGACGGUGGUGAAAACGGACGUUACUAUGGCAAGAACACGGCUCUCAACGCUGGCGCGCCUCCUUCCUCAGCUGCUAACGUCAACAGCAACGACAAUGGAGUCGGAUAUCGUCAAUAAAACAAAUCAAACAAAAAGCUGUAUAUAGUUGUAACACGUAGACUUAAAUGAAUAAAGCGAUUUAUGCG